This is a messenger RNA of Ipomoea triloba (trilobed morning glory), 1516 nucleotides long. Its product is annotated as BES1/BZR1 homolog protein 4-like. Bases 219 to 1199 code for a protein of 326 amino acids. The transcript has 3 exons. Lineage: Eukaryota; Viridiplantae; Streptophyta; Magnoliopsida; Solanales; Convolvulaceae. Gene Ontology annotation, biological process: DNA-templated transcription; brassinosteroid mediated signaling pathway. The record is from RefSeq and is a predicted model, not a curated record. Gene Ontology annotation, molecular function: DNA-binding transcription factor activity.
CAAUUCCGUAAUUUCCUCCACCUUCAGUGGCAAUUCUUCUCCACCUUAAAUAUAUACACUGCUAAGUGCUAACUGCUUCGCCCCCUUUAAUGACUUUUAUUUAGCUGCCGGUCGGUCCAGGUGUCGUCGUCGUCGUCGUCGAUUUGCUAUUUUAUUCGGUUAGGAAUCCCGGUCGGUUUCGUCGGAGAAGAAGAGGAACGGACGGACGGCGCCGCGAGAUGACGUCGGGGACCAGGCUGCCGACGUGGAAGGAGAGGGAGAACAACAAGCGGAGGGAGCGGCGGAGGAGGGCGAUCGCCGCCAAGAUCUUCGCCGGACUCCGAAUGUACGGCAACUACAAGCUCCCCAAGCACUGCGACAACAACGAGGUGCUCAAAGCGCUGUGUAAGGAAGCCGGAUGGAUCGUCGAAGAAGACGGGACUACUUACAGGAAGGGAUGCAAGCCUACAGAACGCAUGGAUAUUAUGGGCAGUUCAGUAUCAGUGAGCCCUUGCUCAUCAUACCAGCCUAGUCAAGGUCCAUCCUAUAAUCCAAGCCCUGCAUCAUCCUCCUUUCCUAGCCCAGUUUCAUCCCGCUACAUUACCAAUAACAACAAUGACACUGAUCCCAACUCUCUUAUUCCCUGGCUUAAAAAUCUUUCUUCCGGUUCAUCCCCUUCUUCAUCCAAGUUACCCCAUCAUCUGUACAUCCCUGGGGGUUCUAUUAGUGCUCCAGUCACUCCACCUUUAAGCUCACCUACCGCCCGUACACCAAGAAUGAACGAUAAUUGGGAUGACCCCAAGGUCAAUUCAGCAUGGCCAAAUCAACAUUAUGCUUUCCUCCCAUCUUCUACCCCACAAAGCCCUGGCUGUCUAACCCCACCUGACUCUGGGUGGCUUUCCGGUGUACAAACCCCCCAAGAUGGACCUUCAUCCCCAACAUUUAGCCUUGUCUCACCAAACCCAUUUGGCUUUAAGGAACCACUAUCAAAUGGUGGAUCACGGAUGUGGACCCCAGGGCAGAGUGGAACAUGCUCGCCCGCAGUUGCAGCAGCUCUUGACCGUUCAGCUGAUGUACCCAUGUCAGAUGCAAUUCAAGCUGAGUUUGCAUUUGGCUGCAACGCUAAGGGUAUAGUUAAGCCAUGGGAAGGAGAACGAAUUCAUGAAGAAUGCAUCACUGAUGAUCUCGAGCUAACUCUUGGGAACUCCAACACUCGAUAAGGUGUGAAGAAGCAAAGCAGAGUAAAAAUACAGAGUAGGAGCAUUUCUUUGUUUGUUAAUUUUUUGUCUUUUUUCUUCUUCUUUUCCAAAAGAAAACCGUAGAUUGAACUAUGAAUUGCUCAUUUGAUGGCUUUAUCUAAGCGCCUGUUUGUUGGGAGUAUCCAUUUUCUUCUUGUAAUUUUAUUUUAUUUUUUCAAAUUCUUUUUUCUUCUUCCUUUCCCUUGAAGGUGAGGAAGUGACUUUUAUGUAGUUCCCCGUUUUGUAAGUAUUUGAUGAAACUGCUGAUUUGGGAUAUCAUAUAUGAGCUGUUUGUCUCA